AUGGGACGUCAAGAUAUAUUUUAUGUCAUGUACCGUCGACCGGCGCGCCCAUUAUCACGAGCGCACUUUAAAGUCCAGCUACAACUAAACUUCACGACAGUUUUACAGUUUUUAUUUUUUUUCAGCGGCGCAAUUCCUCAGACACUACUUAUUCUUCUGUAUCUCCGGGUUUCCUGA
Molecule: messenger RNA, 177 nt
Organism: Plasmopara halstedii
Lineage: Eukaryota; Oomycota; Peronosporomycetes; Peronosporales; Peronosporaceae
Exons: 2
Coding region: 1-177 (58 amino acids)
Source: RefSeq, a predicted model, not a curated record